Messenger RNA from Miscanthus lutarioriparius, 297 nucleotides. The record is from the annotation of a GenBank genome assembly. NCBI's taxonomy places the organism in Eukaryota, Viridiplantae, Streptophyta, Magnoliopsida, Poales, Poaceae.
AUGCUCUCGCGUCAGUCGAGGGCGCUGUCCAGAGGCCAUAGCACAGGCAGCAACUUCCUGAAAGAUGACUUCGCCCUGCCAUUUCUCUCGUCCGACGAAGGCGCGUCUAGCAGCAGUAUCGUCUUGGAGCAAGCCAAGAGGAGCUUAUCCAUGCUGCUGGAGAGGCCUGUCCACAUGGUUCACAUCUACUGGAGGAAGUUCGAUGACAGGUUCAUGAGGCCAAUCUUUGGUGGACCGCAGUCACAUAGACUGCACAUGCAGACUUCAGAAGCCAAGCUUAUAGUUCGCUGCCCUUAG